Messenger RNA from Cuculus canorus (common cuckoo), 3186 nucleotides. It is a transcript of the gene SERPINA10, whose product is annotated as serpin family A member 10. Gene Ontology annotation, molecular function: serine-type endopeptidase inhibitor activity. The coding region runs from base 44 to 1363 and encodes 439 amino acids. The transcript is spliced from 4 exons. Gene Ontology annotation, biological process: negative regulation of endopeptidase activity; blood coagulation. The record is from RefSeq and is a predicted model, not a curated record. Lineage: Eukaryota; Metazoa; Chordata; Aves; Cuculiformes; Cuculidae.
UAGAAAAAAAAAAAAAAGAGAGUGCUCAUUACUGGAUGUCGACAUGAACAUAGGAAUUUAUCUACUUUUCUUAAGUGAAAUAUGUGUGGAAAUCAGCAAGGCUGGCAUCAAACCUAAAAUUCCAAAGAAGGACAGAGACACUAAUUUCUUGGAAGGAAAUGCAACCAUCAAUAUUUCUGAAGAGUGGCAUCAUCAUAAAAACACCUCUAAGCCUUUUGAAGAGGGAGGUCUUGAAGAGUUCACUCUAUACAAUUUCACUGAAAAGACUGCAAAUUUUGGAUUUAACAUCUACAGAAAAAUUGCAAUGAUGCAUGAUAACAAUGUAAUCAUCUCUCCCCUUUCCAUAUCAGCUCUCAUGACUGCAUAUAUGCUGGCAGCCAAAGGAGAAACAUACAGACAAAUAGUAAAAGGUCUAAAUCUCCACACUUUGAAGGACAGAGCAGAUCGCCAACAUUUACCAGCUUUGUUUAAACAACUCAAAGACAAUAUCACAAUGAAUGAAGACCUUCUUGUGCAAGGAACUCUUUCUUUUAUCCAAAAGGACUUCAGACUCAAGGAGCCUUUCCUCAAUUUAUCUAAGCAGUACUUUGAUAUGGAAUUCCUGAGAGUGGACUUUCAAAACUUCACACAGGCAAAAUUUGUCAUAAAUCAAAAUAUUAACAAAAGGACCAAGGGAAAAAUCCCAGAGCUUUUUGAGGAGCUUGACCACCAUAAUAAACUGCUACUUGUGGACUACAUUGUCUUUAAAGGCAAGUGGGUCUACCCAUUUAAUUCCAAAUUCACAGAAAUGGAGACUUUCCACAUAAACAAAUACAGAAGCGUACAGGUACCCAUGAUGUUCAAGACAGAUAAAGUUAAUGCAACUUUUGAUGAGAACUUAAGAUGCACUGUGAUAAAGCUACCCUACAAAGGGAAAGCCCACAUGCUGAUUGUCAUUCCAGAAAAGGAGGGAGAUUACAUUUCACUUGAAGACCAUUUGACUACAGAGCUUGUGGAAUCCUGGCUUGGAAACAUGAAGAUCAGAAAACUGGAUAUUUCAAUUCCAAAGUUCAAAUUAGAACAGAAAUACAAAAUGAAGAAAUUACUUUAUUCUCUUGGAAUUAAAAAUCUCUUUACACGUACAGCGGAUCUCAGCCAUCUCAUGGAUCAAGGAUGUAUAGCAGUUUCACAGGUUGUCCAAAAGGCAGUAAUUGAAGUGGAUGAAGAAGGAACUGAGGCCACGGCAGCCAGUGGGUCAGAAAUAAUUGCAUUCACAGUGCCUCCUGUCAUCAAAGUGAAUCGACCAUUCCUUUUUAUGAUUUUUGAAGAAACUUUUAAAACAUUACUGUUCAUUGGCAGGGUGGUUGACCCAACAGAAAUGUGAAUAUAGGUAACAGUUUCUAUUCUGGGAUAUGCAAGAGGUUUUAUUUCUAGUCUAUUAAUUUACAUUUCAAUACAAAGACAGUGAAAUAUGAAAAUGUGAAAACCUAUUUUGUCUCUCCAGCUAGCAGCAGCUCAUCCUGUUAAUGUUUUUUUAAUGCCCAAGUAACAACCUAAAUUUACCAAGGCACCAAGUGACAAAAAAGUAUCUUGUAAAAUCUACUGUGCAAAUUAAAAAAAUAACAGAACUGAACUUUCAAAGUUCAAAAUUUUAAUGUUAAGUCUGAAAGAAAACCAAAAUAUUCAGAAAGCUCCUUCCCAAAACACUGCAGGCUUGAUAUUCCUCAGUGUUAUCUUCUGUUGUGAUGAGACUUAACAGCCUACAGACGUCAAUGUUAGCAGAAUUUUGCCAUUUAUAAGAACAGAGGCAGUAUCAAGGCCUAAAAGAGAAUUUCCAGUCUCUGUCUAGAGAUAUUUAUUGUAUUACUCUAGAAAUUGUCCUGAGUCUAUCAUGAAGUCUGCAUCAUCUGGGAGCGUGACCUCUUUCAAAGUGUUUAUUCAGAGUAGCAAAUCACCUAAUUUUCUCAGGGUAUGUAAUGUGCCUGCUUUUAAAAUAUUCUUUCUAAUAGUAAUUCUGUAAAAUAACUUAGGUAGUCUGAACCUGAAAAAUAUGAAUCUGUACUACUCACAACACCAAACUAGGUCUCUACUGAAACCAGCAUCUCUGCAUGUAUUAUCAUUUAUAUAUAAGAGUGAACUAUAUAAAAGGACUCUACGCCUGAACGAAGACAGGCUUUGGCAAGAAAAAAGUACCUCAAUAUUGGAAUCAAUCUGUUCACAGAUCCUAAAAUCCAGAAGAUGUCAAUUUUUUUUCAGCAAAAUAUUUCCAUGAUCUAAAUACAAUUAAUUUUAUUCAAGUAAUGCAGUGAUUCCAACAGAACAGCAAGAUCUUUAACAUUCAGUAAAUUUUAAUUAGCAGCAGAGACCCAUGUAUAAGGUAUGGAACAAUGCAGAGAGCUACUUCUAGCUAUACUUAACAGAUCCAAGCAUAACUCUACUUGCUCAUACAGCCUUCACAAAAUAACUGCCCAAAAGGGGGCAGAAGAGUUUUCAAAAUCAUUUGGCACAGAAGCUUCAAAGGUGUCCAUCAGUAAACACACUUAGACAGAUGCAUCCGCAAGAGAAGAUACAAAAGAUUUACAGGGUAAAGCUGGUAAACAAAUCACCUCAGUUACCAUGAGAUGUCUACCCACAGCAACCCAGCCACUGGUAUAAGCCACUCACAAAAGGAUUUAGUAAGCAGACUGCUCUCUGACUGGACUACGAAGGUGAACCUAACCUAACUCCAUAUUGCAGUAUGAAUACACCCAGAACGAAAGAGAAUCCCUCCUUCCUGUCUCCAAAUGAUUAAUAGGAGGAAUGCUGAUACAGAGAACCACCCGAUUAUCGCUCUACAGUUACAGCUGUUAUUCUGAGUUGCAGGUAAAACCAAUGCUACAAAGAUUUCAGAAGUAUUGGUGCUGUCCGACAGAAAUAUCCCAGAAGUAAGGAGCCUCACGAAAGAUUGCUGGAGAUCUGCAGUGUGAAGGACUGAUGAAAGUACACGAGACACCAGGAGCAUCAUACAAGGAAUACGUGCAGACCAAAAAUGUCUAAAUAGAGCAUUUAAAGAUUACACUGCAGGAAUUUAAUACAUAGUUGGGGUUUUGCAUGACUCAUGUUAGCAGCAUGAAAUAAAUUAAUCUGCUAAAACCAGACAAAUGACAGGCAAAUGACAGACUGUAUACUGAACUCAUUGCAUACUUAUAAAGGGAGAAAUAACUUGGA